Acytostelium subglobosum LB1 is the source of this 1476-nucleotide messenger RNA. RefSeq lists its product as hypothetical. The coding region runs from base 1 to 1476 and encodes 491 amino acids. The transcript has 4 exons. The record is from RefSeq and is a predicted model, not a curated record. NCBI's taxonomy places the organism in Eukaryota, Evosea, Eumycetozoa, Acytosteliales, Acytosteliaceae.
AUGAUUGUUAGUAGACGUGGCAAACAACUCAAAGCCAUCCUUUUCAAUCAGUUACUUGAGCCACUCCUCUGUCCAUUCGAUCCAACUCUCAUUACAAUUAACACUUCAGAGCCCAAAACAUACACUAUAUAUAGUUCAAACAAUGUUGAAAGAGUUGAAUUGAAUAGGAUCAUUAUUGAUAUCAAACGUAAUCCAUUGUUGGUAGCAUGUCCGUUCCUCGAGGUCAAGCUAUACCAAGGGGCAGUCCAGAAGAAGGGAAAGGUCAAAUGGUCACAUAGAUGGUUCGAAAUUGAACAAUUACAUAUUAGUUGCUUCAAGAAGAAGGACUCAACACUACCAGUGAAUGUAAUACCAUUGAAGGGACUCACCGUCAAACAAUUGGAACCAAGCCAUCUCUUCCUUAGGAAUGGAGUACGCACCUUCCAUUUCAGAACAGACACCGAGGCACAAUGUGACACAAUCUACUCCAAGCUAGUCUCACUCGGAGUACAAAACAGGAUCUUUGGAGCAUUCAAGGAGGACAGGAAGAAGUCACUCCAACUACUUCCAUAUGUAAUGACCAAGAAGUAUAAUCCAAUCAACUUUAAGGCACUGCAUAAUAUGUUGACAAAGCCGAAUAUUAAGUUGCAGGAUCUGCAUUUCAGUAGCUCAACGACAGAUGACUCGCUGAGUAGACUGCCCACCAAGAUGGUGAUGCAGCCAGUGGCCUACAACAAGAACAUCCGAGCAUCAGUACGACAACUGAUACAAAUGUACAAUAGCGCAAUAGAGACACAAUCAACAACAUCAUCAUCUACAUCAUCCUCAUCUUCCCUCAAUCAAAGUCAGAGUCGGAAAUCAGAGACUGUUUAUACACAACAACAAGUACUACAACGUGUCAACUCUUUAAAUAAUGUACAAUUCCUUCCUCAACAGACACCAGCUGUCGCGACUGCUGCCACUGGAAACGCACCAAAUGUUGCCCAACUUAUCGAUCAUGUGGACAACAUCAAUGAAUCAUGUGAUACCAUUUAUCGAUGGAUCACGAGCAAUAAGGAGACACUUGGCGCAGAUGACUACCAACAACUGUUGAACGAUGUGGAUCGUGUCGCAGUUCAUCUUCCAGACAUUCGCAGGGAGCUGCCAGGUGCGACAUCAGGACAUGUACAACACAUUGACUCCUCUUCCUCAACCUCAUCACCUGACCGCGUCAUUGAGAGCAAGGACUCGAUGACACAUGUAUUCAACGACAUUGACAUUGGCCCAACAUACUUGUCCGAGAGCUACAGCACAUGUAGUAGCUCAUCGGGCAGCAGUGAUGAUGAGUACAGUGUCAAUGGCGAGGAGUUGGAGGAAGAGCAGGAAGCAGAACACUAUGACUCCACCGUUCAAGUCAAUCUCAAUGUCUCACCUUAUCAACAACCGAGGCGAAGUGAUCAAAGAUGUAUAGACGACAUUGGUCUCGACUCGAGAAGAGAGCAAUACACAAGUGGUUGA